Molecule: messenger RNA, 564 nt
Organism: Capsicum annuum
Lineage: Eukaryota; Viridiplantae; Streptophyta; Magnoliopsida; Solanales; Solanaceae
Product: vacuolar protein sorting-associated protein 2 homolog 2-like
Exons: 10
Coding region: 1-564 (187 amino acids)
Biological process (GO): endosome transport via multivesicular body sorting pathway; protein transport; late endosome to vacuole transport
Cellular component (GO): multivesicular body; ESCRT III complex
Source: RefSeq, a predicted model, not a curated record
AUGGAGAUAAGCUUGUUGGAGAAGAAGUUAGUUGCAGAGAUCAAGAAAACAGCCCACAGUUGGCGAGAAGCCACCACAAAAAUUCUAGCGCAUGAACUUGUGCACCUGCAGCAACAAAUUGUAAAUUUGCAAGGUUGUCGUGCUCAGGUUAGGGGUAUAGAAACUCAUACACAGGCACUAUAUGCUAGCACCUCUAUGUCUACUGGAAUGAAAGGUGCAACUAAAGCGAUGACUGCCAUGAACAAGCAAAUGGCACCUGCAAAACAAGUCAAAGUGAUCAGAGAAUUCCGGAAGCUGUCGUCACAGUUGGACAUGACAAUGGAGAUGAUAUCAGAGACCAUUGAUGAGACUUUGGAUAAAGAUGAAGCUGAAGAAGAAACUGAGGAGCUUACAAACGAGGUGUUGGACGAGAUUGGUGUGGGCAUUGCAUCACAGUUGUCUGCAGCUUCAAAAGGUCGGGUUGCAUCGAACAAAGUCGAAAACGUUGUGCCACCUAGGUAUGUGGGAACUGCUGCCGAUGUUGAGGAACUUGAGAAGAGGUUGGCGUCUCUUCGAAGAAUUUGA